This is a messenger RNA of Ilyonectria robusta, 999 nucleotides long. RefSeq names its product NUDIX hydrolase domain-like protein. Bases 1 to 999 code for a protein of 332 amino acids. NCBI's taxonomy places the organism in Eukaryota, Fungi, Ascomycota, Sordariomycetes, Hypocreales, Nectriaceae. The record is from RefSeq and is a predicted model, not a curated record. Gene Ontology annotation, molecular function: 8-oxo-dGDP phosphatase activity. The transcript has 2 exons.
AUGGUAAAAACAAGCAUCGACCUCGUCGACGAUGUUGACAUGUUCCCAUAUCUGGAAACCAAACCAGAAGCCUUCAAGCAGAUGCAUGAAGGUCUCUACACGCUCCUAUGGGAAGAUGAGGCCGGCCACUACCCCAUUGGCUACGUGCUUGACCGUGUCGUUCAGGAGUUGCUCAAGGUGCCCGUCAACAUCCGGGGUAGCCUCGAUGUUGACGACAAGCAUCGCACCUUGAAGCUGUUCCAGCAGCCCACCGAAGAAGAGCGAUCUGCCUGCGUCGCCGCCGUUUCCGCAUACUGGCGCGAGAACCAGACGUUCCCGCUGCUGCGCGGCUGGCGCAACGAGCUGUGGCCUGUCUACAGCCGCAAGGGCGAGUUGCUCUUUAGCAUGGAACGCGCCGCCAUGGGCCUCAUCGGCACCAUGCGCUACGGCGUCCACAUGAUCGCCUACGUCCGGGACGAGUCGGCGCCGUAUGGCCUCCGGCUCUGGAUCCCUACGCGCGCCGCUGACAAGUCGACCUUCCCGGGCAUGCUCGACAACACCGUCGCCGGCGGCCUCAUGACCGCCGAGGAUCCCUUUGAGUGCGUCAUCCGUGAGGCCGACGAGGAAGCGAGCUUGCCCGAUGCCAUCGUCCGUAGCCGCGCCAAGUUCGUCGGCAACGUCACCUACGUCUACAUCACAGACGCGGAGAAGAUCGGCGAGGGAGGCUUUAUUUACCCCGAGUGCCAAUGGGUUUAUGAUCUCGAACUACCUGCCGACGUCGUCCCCCAGCCCAAGGACGGCGAAGUCGCCAAGUUUGAGCUCUGCGACAUCGACCACAUCAAGCGUGACCUCGCCCAGGGCCGCUACAAGCCCAACUGCGCCGUCGUUACGCUCGACUUCUUCAUCCGCCACGGCAUCAUGACUGAAGACAACGAGCCCGACUUGGACCAAAUCAAGACGAGGGUGCGCCGCGACAUCCCGUUUCCCGGCCCGCACCAGAGCAAUUGGCGUCCAACUUGA